UGAUGGGAGUCUAGAAAGGUAUAAGGCUAGAUUUGUAGUCUAAGGAUAUAGUCAACAAGAGGGUUUUGAUUACCAUGAGACAUUUAGCCCUGUAGCUAAACAAGCUACUGUCAUUUUUCUUGCACUUGCAGCUAGUCAUUGGUUUUUAUGUCAACUUGAUAUUCAUAACGCCUUUUUAAAUGGGGAUGUUGAGGAAACAGUCUACAUGGAUUUACCUCCUGGUUAUAUAGUAUACGCUGGUUGUUCUUCUCAUCAGAAGUUGGUUUGUAUGCUGCAUAAAUCAUUAUAUGGUUUGAAACAAGCAUCUCGACAUGCAAUGUCAAAUUUACUAAUGCUCUUUUGGAUUUUGGGUUUGUUCAGUCCAAAUUUGAUUAUUCUUUGUUUACUCUCAAGACUAAUAAUGGUGAUUUUGUGGCUUUGAUGGUGUAUGUCGAUGAUAUUGUCAUUGGGAGUUCUUCUCAACAAGCUGCUGAUAAGUUCAGUGUUUGUCUCAGUACAUGGAUAAACCAAUUACCAUUCAUCUACAAGCUGCGCAUAGGGCUCUCAAAUAUCUCAUUGGCGCUCCUGGUAAAUCACUUAUUAGUUGGCGGUCCAAAAAGCAAUCUGUUGUUGCUCACAGCUCUACUAAAGCUGAAUAUCGUGCUAUGGCUACUGCUUGUUGUGAAUCUGUUUGGAUACUUUCUCUAUUGCAGGAUUGUGGUUUUUCCAAUGUUCCUCCUGUUUUGUUUUGCUGUGACAAUCAGUCUGCAUUACAUAUAAGCAAGAAUCCCCGUGUGUUUCACUGAGGUGGAUUGUCAUUUUGUUCAUGAUAAGGUCUUGACUGGUGUGAUUAGUCCUCAAUCUGUAUCUACUCAGAAUCAGCUGGUUGAUCUCUUUACAAAAGCCUUGCCAUUCAAGAUGAGCAUUCUUGAUUCCAUGCUCCUUUUGCGGGAUCAAUUUUGUACUUGUAAAAGUUAUGAUAGUUAGUUGUAACUUCUCUCAUUUUAAUAAUACUUGAAGUAUAUUUUUUCA
Messenger RNA from Theobroma cacao (cacao), 1011 nucleotides. The record is from RefSeq and is a predicted model, not a curated record. NCBI's taxonomy places the organism in Eukaryota, Viridiplantae, Streptophyta, Magnoliopsida, Malvales, Malvaceae.